GUCUGCCCACUCUCCCCUCGGGUUGUGCAGCAGCUUUUUUUGUACAGUUGUUGCUUUUAAAUCUGCAAAGACUCGAGUAUAACAUGGCAUCCCAGCAGCUGUGUGUGAGAUUGAUGGGGCUGACUGUACUUCUGACACUCUUUGCACUCAGAGAUGUAUGCAGUGACAGCAGCUUGCACAGGAUCUUAAGGAAACGAGAAGCGGCCGGAGCAGGUACUGCCCUCUCCAAAUCCUCCGUGGUCGUCCCCCCCUCCGCAGCUCAGGGGUUUCUGUCGAAGCUGAGCCGCAGCAAGAGGAACCUGUGGGACCGCAGCAGGCCGGACGUGCAGCAGUGGAUCAUGCAGUUUAUGUACAUGGGGUUUGAUGAGCAGAGGCUGGAGACCGACCUGUCCUACUGGAUGGACCAAGCUCGCUCCAGAGACCAGGGUCGGCAGCACCAGUAUGAUGAGAACGCUCCCAUCGGACCCCGGGACCACAGCUCCUACAGACACGGAGCCAAUGUAAACUACGACUACUAUUAACUGUAGCGGUCAAUUCCCAUUAAUCCACAGCUGCUUUCCACAGUAUAACCCACUAUAUUUGACCCACAUACUAUAAUAAAGGGAUGUUCAAUGACAGCAAUAACUUAAUUUAGGGCUGGGAGAAACGAAUAUCAUAUAUCAGUGUUUUUUUUACCUUGAUAUCGACAUUGUGUCAACAUUUACACAAUGAGAAAUCUGACAAAUAAUCACCAGUAAUGCGGACACAAUGGCAAAUAAAUGAACAGCAAUCAGAAAAAUUGACUUUUCUGUAAUGCAGCCUUUAAAACGAGGAAGACAACACGUAUUACAGAAUCCAAUCUGAUGUUAUCGAUAUAUCGCCCAGCCCUACGAAUGAAGCAGCCGAUUUUUAUGAAACACUCUUAAAAUCUGACUCUUAUUAUCUCUCCAUUAUUGUAAAUAAAGUUGUGGCUUUGUA
Molecule: messenger RNA, 957 nt
Organism: Eleginops maclovinus (Patagonian blennie)
Lineage: Eukaryota; Metazoa; Chordata; Actinopteri; Perciformes; Eleginopidae
Gene: ecrg4a
Product: ECRG4 augurin precursor a
Exons: 4
Coding region: 84-521 (145 amino acids)
Biological process (GO): regulation of cell population proliferation; central nervous system development; G1 to G0 transition
Source: RefSeq, a predicted model, not a curated record